AACGGGGGAGGAUGGAGGCCGGGGAGCCCUUCAACCGGUCGCGGGCUGGGGUAGAGCCGCCCCGCGGGGACUUGAACCUCUCCGGGCUGCCGGAGGCGGAGGGGAAGCCCCUCUUCGGCAUCGGCAGGGAUAACUUCAUCGUCUUGAUCGUCUUUGGCUUGAUCUUCACCCUGGGGGUGCUGGGCAACUCUCUGGUGAUCACGGUGCUGUCUCGGAGCAAGCCGGGCAAGCAGCGCAGCACCACUAACAUCUUCAUCCUCAACCUGAGCAUCGCCGACCUGGCCUACCUGCUCUUCUGCAUCCCCUUCCAGUCCACGGUCUACGUGCUGCCCGCCUGGGUGCUGGGCGCCUUCAUCUGCAAGUUCAUCCACUACUUCUUCACCGUCUCCAUGCUGGUGAGCAUCUUCACACUCUCGGCCAUGUCGGUGGACCGCUACGUGGCCAUCGUGCACUCCCGCCGCUCCUCGACCUUGCGCAUCUCCCGCAACGCGCUGCUGGGCAUUGGGCUCAUCUGGGCGCUCUCCUUUGCCAUGGCCUCACCUGUGGCUCACCACCAGCGCCUCUUCCACCCUGAGAACAGCAACCAGACCUUUUGCUGGGAGCAGUGGCCCAACCCACGCCACAAGAAGGUCUACGUGGUUUGCACGUUCAUCUUUGGUUAUCUGCUCCCGCUGCUGCUCAUCUCCUUCUGCUACGCCAAGGUCCUUAAUCAUCUGCAUAAAAAGUUGAGAAACAUGUCAAAGAAGUCAGAAGCAUCCAAGAAAAAGACAGCACAGACUGUGUUGGCGGUGGUAGUGGUUUUUGGCAUCUCCUGGCUGCCGCAUCACGUGAUUCAUCUCUGGGCUGAAUUUGGAGUUUUUCCACUGACUCAAGCUUCAUUUAUCUUCAGGGUAAUUGCACACUGCCUGGCUUACAGCAAUUCUUCUGUGAACCCGAUUAUAUAUGCAUUUCUCUCUGAAAAUUUUAGGAAGGCCUACAAACAAGUCUUCAAGUGCCAGAUAGGUAAUGAAUCACCUCUGAAUGAUGCUAAAGAAAAUAAGAGCCAGAUAGAUACACCACCAACUACCAACUGUACACACAUGUGAACUUCAGAAAGUCCUGUACGUUGGCUCUUCAGCUGUGUGAUCAAGACUUCUAGAAAACAAAGCACAAUGAGCUUUAUCCUAGCUUUUUCUUGAUAAAGCUAAUUGCUAAUAAGCUAUUUAAUGUACUGAAAUUACAUUUGUAGCAAACUUUCAUGAAACUGGUAUGAAAGAAAACUGAGCUGGUCCUUUGUAUCUUAGCUUUGCCAAAUAAAGCUCCUGGACCUUUAAAAGAUACUUCAGUAAAAAUGUUGGUGAUAUGUCUGCGUUCUUAUUCACUAAGCAUAAGUUCUAUAAACAUUCAUGUAUAUAUACAAGGAUACGUUGACAUGGACAAGUCACUUAACUUUCCGACAUCUUACCCUGUAGAAGUGAAGAGAUGGCUGAAUUUUCUGACUUAGAGAUGAUAAAUACUGUGGUACUAUGAUUUCAGAGAGGAAAACUUUCAUUAUCUCCAUCAGAUUGUUUUGACAAUGCUUUUUCUCUUUUUAAAGUAAAGAUGUGCUAUGAUGCUGAGUUGAAAUAACCCAUGUACAACUUGAGGCAACUGCUUUAGAGAGACAAUGCUGAUUUUAUCUGUUCAGCUGUCUUUUUAAUGUAAAACACUGAGUGAUGAUGAACUUUUUACUACUUUGUAUGCCUACCUUACUGCAUACACAGAACUUUUGUGUACGCUAUAUAAGGUUUUGUUUAUGGCCUGUAUGUAGUUGUACCAAAAUGAGGAUUUGUCUGAGGGAAGCUUUUCUAUAGUUUUUGCGUGUGUGUGCGUGUGUAGGGGUGCAUGUUUUGUUAACUUUAUAGACUUUGAGAUGGAGCUACAGUUUUAAAUGUGCAAUAUCUGUAUUAAUAUUAAAAUACUAUGUUCCAUAAAGAAAUUCCAAGCAAUGUUUAAGUGUUUUAAAACAGCAAUCCAUUAAAAGUUCUAAGAGGGGUUUGAUAUCAUGAAACUCUAAAAUGGAAAAUUUCAGAAGGAUGUAUUAAAAUCAAUACAAAGUAUAGAAGGUAAAUGGCAGAAUUCUGAAAAUUCUUAAAUAUCAUGAGUGAUUUCGGCAAUUUUAUAAAUGUUCUUAACAUGUCCUUAAGCAGUAAACCUCUAAAGAAAUAGUGGAAGAGUACUCAGUACUUUGAGAACAUUAUUGUUAGCUGGACAAUGAUGUGAUUUACCAUUUAUAUUAAUGACCCAUGGAAUCAUAGGAUAAAUCAAACUGAAAGAACCUCUGGACAUCCUCUCAAGACAGGGCUGCCUUCAGAUCUGGAUCACUUCCUUAUCUAGGCACGUUUUGUAAAUUUCCAAGGAUGGCAAUUCAACAACUUUUGGUCAGCCUGCUACUGCCUCAUCAUGUGCAGCUGAGAUUUCCCAUGAUGUAACUUGUGACCAUUGCCUUCUGUCCUUUCUCUGUGCAAUCCAGUAGAGUCUUCUCUCUAACCAAUCACUGUGUAAUCGAAGAUGGCAAUUAAAUUUCUUCUCAGCCUUCUCGUCACCAACCUGAAAAAAUGAGGCGCUCUGUAUCUCAUCUGUUGUGCUCCAGCCCCCUGGCCUUCCACUGCACUUGCUCCAGCGCAGCCAUCCCUCUCACAUACUGGGGUGUUUGAAAUGGGACGGCAUAUUCCAGGUGUGGUCUCACCAGCACUGAGUAGAGGGGACUAAUCGCUUCCCUAGACCCUGUGUUUUUCUGCAGAAUUACAUUCAGUCAGUCCAAGCCCAAGUUUCAGGACUCUGGAUUUGGCUUUGUUGAACUUUAUACAUUUGAUAACUAUUGUCCCAUUCCUCUGGCUUACGGAGGCCCCUCUGAAAGGAAGUCUUGCCUUUCAGUGUAUCUAGCACUUGCCAAGGUUUGGUGUCAUCUGCAAACUUGCUGAGCAUUUCCUGCUCCCUGUUCAGGUUUUUGAUGAAGAUGUUAAGUAUUGUCGAAAAGAUACUCUGUCAGAUUCUUUUUUUCUCCACAAACUUGCUUAAAAAAAAAAAUAGUUUGGUGUGGUGAAAGAUAACUAUGGGACAGUCUCUCCAUAUCAUGAAAAUGCCUAUGUUUACAUGCAAUUAUUAUCUGCUUGGAACCAGUAAAAUAAAAUUGAAGAUGUUGAAUUAAAAAUAAUGGAAUAAUACUGCAUGCAUGAUUGUGUCAAUUCCUUCAUAUGAAGAAACAGUAUGAUGUUAUUGCUAGG
Molecule: messenger RNA, 3245 nt
Organism: Cygnus olor (mute swan)
Lineage: Eukaryota; Metazoa; Chordata; Aves; Anseriformes; Anatidae
Gene: GALR1
Product: galanin receptor 1
Exons: 3
Coding region: 12-1085 (357 amino acids)
Biological process (GO): G protein-coupled receptor signaling pathway; positive regulation of cytosolic calcium ion concentration; negative regulation of adenylate cyclase activity
Cellular component (GO): membrane
Molecular function (GO): galanin receptor activity
Source: RefSeq, a predicted model, not a curated record